AUGGCAAUGCAGACCAAGAGACAGUUUCAGGGUCGCCAAAAGAUAGCAAUGACCAAAAUUCCUAACAGGAGUCAUUUACAAGUCACAUUCUCGAAACGCUGUGCAGGUCUUUUCAAGAAGGCUAGUGAGCUCUGCACACUUUGUGGAGUUGAGAUUGCAAUAGUAGUCUUUUCUCCUUCCAACAAACCCUUCUCUUUUGGCCACCCUAGCAUUAAGAUCCUCAUCGACCGCUUUCUCACUCCAAGUCUUUCAUCAUUUCCCAUUAGUACUCAUCCAGCUCUUCCCCCCAGGAAGGCUAGUGUUGAACAUGAGCUGAACAUGCAGCUAACCACGACGCAAGGUCGUCUGGAGGCUGAGAAAAAGCGAGGAGAAGAGCUCGGCAAGAUGAUUAAAGACAGUGAGCAGUCGAGUCAUUGUUGGUGGGAGAAUCCAAUUGAGGAACUUGGAUUGGAUGAGCUAGAGAUGUUGAAGGCUGCAUUGGAGGAGCUCAAGAUGAAUGUGACAGAACAAGUCCACAAAAUGAAUGGCCCUGCCACAUUUUCAGUACCAUUCUCUGUGAUGAAUCGUGAUCAUCAUCUUUCUGAGAGAAAGUUUUCUGAGAUUAAUGGAUGUCAUGGUUCCAUGAUCCCUCAUUGUGCCUACGGACAUGGUUCUUUCCUUUGA
Messenger RNA from Argentina anserina (silverweed cinquefoil), 663 nucleotides. RefSeq names its product agamous-like MADS-box protein AGL61. Gene Ontology annotation, molecular function: DNA-binding transcription factor activity, RNA polymerase II-specific; protein dimerization activity; RNA polymerase II cis-regulatory region sequence-specific DNA binding. The transcript has a single exon. NCBI's taxonomy places the organism in Eukaryota, Viridiplantae, Streptophyta, Magnoliopsida, Rosales, Rosaceae. The record is from RefSeq and is a predicted model, not a curated record. Gene Ontology annotation, biological process: positive regulation of transcription by RNA polymerase II. The coding region runs from base 1 to 663 and encodes 220 amino acids.